AUGAUCACAGGCUUCGGGUCUACGGCUCCAAAAAUAACAGCUCCAAACUCAACUGAAGGACAACCAGACCCAUGGGUUUUAACAAACACAGAUGCCACAGCAUAUGCCGAAUACAUUUACACCCCACUCCCAGAAGGGCUACCGAAUUUCAUUCGGGUCCUGGGCCUCCUGCCAGGCCCAAAAGGCUCCCCGAUCGAAAUCGAAAUAUAUGAUACUCCGCUCCACGGACGCCUUGCGCUCAAAUAUGAGGCGCUCUCCUACGAAUGGGGAAUUUCACUCUGCCCAAAGCCCAAACUUGACGGUCCAUAUGUCUUCGACGCCACAGAAGAUGUGGUGGAGAAGGGGAAACAGGUGCAGCUUAUGAGAGAGGUGUAUCGGAGUGCGGAGAGGGUGCUGUUUUGGAUCCAAGGCGACCAAGUGGAAGGAGGAGGGAGGAGAGAUGCAUUCAACUUGAUCCCGAGACUGGCGAGAGCAUGGGAGGAACAGGACGCUGGUCGGGACCUCGAUUUUUCAGGCCCACUGAAGACGAAGGUGGAAUGGGAUGAUAAAUUGUUUGAUGAGAGGGAGACGAAGCAGUUCGACCGAUUGCGCAGCUUGUUCUCGCGGCCUUAUUUUGGACGGAUUUGGAUUGUGCAAGAGGUGGUACUUGCGCAAAGUGAACGUGCUCGAGUCGUUUGCGGAGAUUUAGAGUGUGCGUGGGGUGCUUUCUACCAGGCGUUCUGUUUUUUGUUGCACUCAAGGUUAAGGUUCGUAGGUAGGGGGCAUGGUAAAACAGUAUGCAAGGAUUAUAUGCCGCUUUUAGCAGUGGCAGCGGUUAAGAAGGACUAUGAGGCUGACCAUGCAAGUUGGAGGACGACAAGCGGAGCAAGGAACUUGCAUAUCAUAAUGAGGAACUUCUUGGGGCAUCAAGUGACCGACCCUAGGGAUAGAAUUUAUGGUAUGCUCGGUUUAGUGGAGAGCAAGAGGAUUCCAGCGUUGCUACCCGAUUACCCUAAGACGGUCCAGGAGACAUAUCGGUAUGCGACGGAAUGGUCUCUCAGAGAUUCAGACUCGCUGGCUGUUAUUACCCUCUGCGACUCGGUUUGGUUUAAAGAGAUGAAGGACAUGCCAUCUUGGGCUCCGGAUUUAACGAUAGGACUACUAAAGUGUCGCCUGGGUCGACACACAAGACUUUUAGAUCUAUUUCGACCCCUAUUUAUACCCCCGACUAUCAAAGGGGCAACGCUCACCACAAGGGCUCUAGUAUUCGACAUCGUAACCUCAUUCCAAAACCCAUUUACACCAGCCAAUAUGGGUUGGAUAAUGCUACAGCAAUUCCACAACUACUGUCUUGACAAGUAUCCAUACCCUUGCAGUGAAGGUAAUACUAGCAGACUAGAGGCGCUCUGGCGAACCCUUCUUACCAACCGCGUCGACGCCGUGGAAGUAGCAAGCCCAUCAUAUAGCGCACACUUCAAUAACAUGAUGUCUACCGGCUUCCUCAAAUCCCUAGGUCUUCCAUUACGUCUUACUGGCCGAGAGCCCUCCCUUCUAACUACUGCAUCGGAACCCGAACAUCGCAACCUCUUAGUCCUCUUCCCUACCGAUAUCCAGAACGACAUUUCAAUCCUUGCGCUUAUCUCCAAGAAUCCUUUAUUGCAAUUCCUCUAUUCCUGUCUAUCAAGUGGCGAUGGGCGGCUGUUCGACGAGCAAGUGCAGUGCCAUAACACGUUGACCGAGGGCGAUAGGGGCCGGCAGUUUUUUACUACCUUGAAAGGCUACUUUGGUUUCGGUCCCCCGAGCCCGUUUGCCCAAGGCAAAAUGGUGGAUGGUAAGCGGCCUAUGCUUAAGGGAGUAGGUGUGAGGACAUAUAAUGUUGUGGCUGUUCUGGCUGGGUGUGAAAGCAUUCUAAUCUUGCGUGCGGAGGCAGGCAUAAAAGGGGUGUAUAGGAUUGUUGGAAAUGCGUAUGUUUAUGGCCUUUGUGAAGGGAUGCGUUUUAAUGAAGGCCGCCUUCCUGAUAUGGAAAUGGUGACCAUUAUAUGA
Molecule: messenger RNA, 2022 nt
Organism: Venustampulla echinocandica
Lineage: Eukaryota; Fungi; Ascomycota; Leotiomycetes; Helotiales; Pleuroascaceae
Exons: 2
Coding region: 1-2022 (673 amino acids)
Source: RefSeq, a predicted model, not a curated record